This is a messenger RNA of Quercus robur (English oak), 1245 nucleotides long. RefSeq names its product G-type lectin S-receptor-like serine/threonine-protein kinase CES101. The transcript is spliced from 2 exons. NCBI's taxonomy places the organism in Eukaryota, Viridiplantae, Streptophyta, Magnoliopsida, Fagales, Fagaceae. The coding region runs from base 181 to 1245 and encodes 354 amino acids. The record is from RefSeq and is a predicted model, not a curated record.
CACAGCCAUCUUACUAUGUCAAGCUUGACAACACCCACAGCCACCUGACUGAGGAAUCAAUAUUCAGCACAGUUUAUCUGCUCAACCCAGCAAAGGGUUAUAAGGUUUCAAGCAAGAUGGAACUCCCUUUCCUUUGAUAUGUGAUUUGAUACAACAUUGCUCCCACUGCCCUGUCCUUCAAUGGCUAACAUAGGAGCAUAUCUUCUCUUGAUUUAUUGUUUCACAUGGUUCAUGGUCAUGGAGCCUGCCUAUACCGAAAGUAAUACAUUAGUACUAGGCCAACAGCUCAAAGAUGGUCAGUAUUUGGCUUCUGCUUCAGGGAACUACAAGUUAGGAUUCUUUAGUGGUAGUGGAAGAAAACGUUAUGUAGGAAUAUGGCAUAAACAGGCGGAUGCAGAAAAUGCCAGAACAGAUUUGAAGCCAUUGUGGGUUGCAGAUUAUAGAAGGAACCCCCAGACAGUAGGCAUGCGGUAUGAACCUGAGAAGCCAGUGUGGGACGCAAAUCGAAACGCCCCAGUCUUGGACAAUUCUGGAAUUCUUACAAUCAGUAAUGAUGGCCACUUGAAAAUCUUACAGGAUGGUGGAGUGGAAAUUGUACUUUUUUCGGUUCCAUUAGUGAACAACGCAAGUGCUACUCUGCUAGAUUCAGGCAAUUUUCUCUUACACGAGCUGAAUUCAGAUGGAUCUAUAAAGCAGGUUUUGUGGCAAAGCUUUGACUAUCCAACUGAUAGACUUCUGCCAGGGAUGAAAAUUGGAAUUAAUACAAAAACUGGACAUCAUUGGUGUCUAACAUCAUGGUCAAGUGAGAAAGAUCCUGCCUCAGGCUCUUUCAAACUUGGGAUGGACCCCAACAAUACAAACCAAUUGAUCAUCUGGUGGCAAGGAGAAAUCUACUGGGUUAGUGGCCUUUGGCAAAAUUCUAGUUUCAACUUGCCACAUAAGUUAUCAAAUGAUGUGUACUACCAUUUUAGCUACCAAUCGGAAGAGAAAGAAAAGUACUUCAAUUAUUUUGCAUAUAAAGAUGUCAUCUCAUUCCAAAGGUUGUCAUUAGAUACAUGGGGGGCACUCUGGGGUAUGACUACGAAUGAAGCACCAGAAGUAUUUCUUACAUGCGAAGAACCAUCCUUCUACGAUGGGUGCUUUGGGCGAAAGAAUGAAAAGUGUUUUGCGGGCAAAGGGUUCACAGCUAGAAAAGGCAUCAUGUUGCAGAGUGGAUUCAAUUUCAACGAAGGGUGUAAAAACUAG